Messenger RNA from Canis lupus familiaris (dog), 2943 nucleotides. It is a transcript of the gene KANK3, whose product is annotated as KN motif and ankyrin repeat domains 3. Gene Ontology annotation, molecular function: protein binding. The transcript has 13 exons. Lineage: Eukaryota; Metazoa; Chordata; Mammalia; Carnivora; Canidae. The coding region runs from base 310 to 2772 and encodes 820 amino acids. Gene Ontology annotation, cellular component: cytoplasm; cytoskeleton. The record is from RefSeq and is a predicted model, not a curated record. Gene Ontology annotation, biological process: negative regulation of actin filament polymerization.
GUGGCCAUCAGUUAGGCUCGAGGCCUUGAUAACCCGUCCCCGAGCUUCGAGGGGGCGGGCUCGGGUGCGGGCGCGGCGGGGGCUGCGGCUUCAGGCUCUACAAGGCAGGAGCAGAACCCUGUGGCACUCCACUCGAGACAUCCUAGGGAGUCAGAAUCUGACCAGAUGAAUUUCUAAUGAGCCCAUGAAGGGCUUCCAACUCUCACCUUCUUCUGAAGGUUCACACCUCAUCCCUUUGAGCACCAAUUUCUAAUUUUGCCCUGGGACUGAGAAAACAGCAGGGUGUGUCUGGCAGCUACUCCAGGAAACAUGGCCAAGUUUGCCCUGAAUCAGAACCUGCCCGACCUGGGCGGCCCUCGCCUGUGCCCCGGCCCCACCGCGGGCGCGCGCAGCCCGAGCUCGCCCUACUCCGUGGAGACGCCCUACGGCUUCCACCUGGACCUGGACUUCCUCAAGUACGUGGAGGAGCUGGAGCGCGGCCCCGCCCCCCGCCGCGCCCCGGGCCCCCCGCCUGCGCGCCGCCCCCGUGCACCCCGGGCGGGCCUGGCCGGUGCGCGCAGCCCGGGCGCCUGGACCUCCAGCGAAUCCCUGGCCAGCGACGACGGAGGAGCGUCGGGCGCACUCUCCCCGGGCGCGCCCUCGGGGCUCCUGCUGUCGCCGCGCGUGCCCGCGCGCAACCCGCGCGUCGAGCACACGCUCCUGGAAACUAGCCGGCGGCUGGAGCUGGCGCAGGCGCACGAGCGCGCGCCCAGCCCCGGCCGCGCCGUCCCGCGCAGCCCGCGGGGGUCCGGCCGCAGCAGCCCCGCCCCCAACCCCGCCCCCGCCCCCGCCUCCCCCGGGCCCGCGCAGCUGCAGCUGGUGCGCGAGCAGAUGGCCGCGGCUCUGCGGCGCCUGCGCGAGCUCGAGGAACAGGCGCGCGCGCUGCCCGAGCUGCAGGAGCAGGUGCGCACGCUGCGCGCGGAGAAGGCGCGGCUGCUGGCGGGGCGCGGGCUCCCGGAGCCCGACGCGGAGGCCGAGGCGCGCCCGGACAAGCUAGCUCAGCUGCGGCGGCUCACCGAGCGCCUCGCCACCUCCGAGCGCGGCGUCCGCGCCAGGGCCGGCCCCUGGGCCGACGGCCCCGACGGGCCGGCUUCCAGGCGCGGUGAGGGCGCGCUCGAGGUCCCCGACGCAGCCGGGAUCCCCGACGCGGCGCCGCAGACGCGGGACGCUGGCACCCAGGCGGUGCCGGAGACCCAAGACGCCAGGGCCCAGGCGGAGCCGGAGACCCAGGAGGCCGGCGUGGAGGCGGCCCCCGAGACCCUCGAGUCGGACGCGUGGGUGACCGAGGCGCUGCUGGGGUUGCCCGAGGCCGCCGAGCGCGAGCUGGAGCUGCUCCGCGCCAGCCUGGAGCACCAGCGCGGGGUGAGCGAGCUCCUGCGCUGCCGGCUGCGCGAGCUGGAGGAGGCCCGAGAGGCUGCCGAGGCGGAGGCAGCGGCGGCUGCGGAGGCCCAGCGCCAGCCCCAGCCCCAGCCCCAGCCCCAGCCCCGCGAGGCUGCCACCCAGACCCAGUGGGGUUGUGCCGCGAAGGCCACACAGACCGAGACCCCCGCCGAGGCCUCCGGCCCGAGUCACGAGAACCCGUCGGGACCCACGGAUGGGGACAGAGCCGUGGCCCCCGCGGGCAUCCUCAAAUCCAUCAUGAAGAGGAGAGAUGGUACCCCCGGCGCCCAGCCCAGCCCCGGACCCAAGAGCCUGCAGUUUGUGGGAGUCCUGAACGGCGAGUACGAGAGCUCGUCCAGCGAGGACGACAGUGACAGCGACAGCGAGGACGGCGCCGCCGAGCCUCCAAGGAGCAGCUCCUCCGGGGACGACAGCGGCAGGGAUGUCGGGGACGACAGUGGCGGGGACGUCCUGGAUCCCGAGCGGGAGCCAGAGCCGGAGGCAGAACCGCAGCCUGGUGCGCAGGGCAGGUGUGAGCUGAGCCCGCGCUUGAGGGAGGCGUGCGCAGCGCUGCAGCGGCAGCUGAGCCGGCCCCGCGGAGUCGCCCGCGACGGCGGCGCCGCGCGCCUGGUGGCCCAGGAGUGGUUCCGAGUGUCGAGCCAGCGGCGCUCCCAGGCCGAGGCUGUGGCUGGGGUGCUGGGCGCUGUGGGGCGCCUGGGCCCCGAGCUCCUGGCGCACGUGGUGAACCUGGCCGAUGGCAACGGAAACACAGCCCUGCACUACAGCGUGUCCCACGGGAACCUGGCUAUCUCGAGCUUGCUGCUGGAUACCGGGGUCUGCGACAUUGACCGCCAGAACCGGGCUGGCUACUCAGCCCUCAUGCUGGCUGCGCUCACCUCUGUGGGGCGAGAAGAGGACAUGGCUGUGGUUCAAAGACUCUUCCAUCUGGGGAAUGUUAACGCCAAGGCCACCCAGACAGGACAGACAGCCCUCAUGCUGGCCAUCAGCCACGGCCGCCAGGACAUGGUAGCAGCCCUUCUGUCAUGUGGGGCUGAUGUGAAUGCACAGGACGCAGAUGGGGCCACAGCGCUGAUGUGCGCCAGUGAGUACGGGCGCCUGGACACUGUCCGGUUGCUGCUGGCCCAGCCAGGGUGUGAUCCGGCCCUCCUGGACAAUGAGGGCACCAGUGCCCUGGCCAUUGCCUUGGAGGCUGAGCAGGAUGAGGUGGCUGCUCUGCUGCAUGCCCACCUGACCUCGGGCCAGCCAGAUCCCCUGUCACCUCUUGAGUCCACCCCUGAUGUGCCUGAUGAAGGAGAAUGCAGUGACCACAGAGAAGACCCCCAGCCUCAGUGACCAGCCUGGCACCUUGGAUCUGGAUUGGGAGAAGAGAGUUAGUUCCUUCCACCACCCCAGCCUCUGGGACACAGCAGGGGCCAGGGUUAGUCAUCCAGAUAACUAGCCUUGGGCCAAGAAAAAAGCUUGGAUGACAAGACCCACUUUCAGAAUAAAACAUUACUAACUCAA